This is a messenger RNA of Peronospora belbahrii, 5472 nucleotides long. The record is from the annotation of a GenBank genome assembly. NCBI's taxonomy places the organism in Eukaryota, Oomycota, Peronosporomycetes, Peronosporales, Peronosporaceae.
AUGCUUGAAUCCGAUCUAGACGACAGAAGAGAUCAAACGACAUCAAGUAAAGACAAGAAGAAGCAGAAUAAUAAUAAUUACUCUACUGGUGGUGAUUCUUAUCAAGCGUUAACAAGUAGUACUUGUGGUCCACGUAACGCUGAAAGUUUAAAUAGUUUGGAAAACGCAAGUGAAUUGGACGUUACAAAAGUUAGUGUGGAGAAUUUCGACAAAAAAGAAGAAGAAGAGGGUGGUGAGAGUGAUAUUUUUCAAGAUCCACACGAGAACGACGAGGACGAGGAGGAAAUGACGAUUAUGAAUGAUGAUAAUACAGAUGUUAGUGAAGGUGAAGAAGAAGUGAUGGAACACACAAUUGAUUUUUCAGUCAAUAGAGCUACAGUUACGAAAGCAGGAGUGAUUCCAUGCUGUGUAUUUGUGGGUCGAGUACGGUGGGGAACAACGGACUGGGAGGUCUAUUUUGGACAGAAACAACUAUUACGGCUUCAUCUUCACUUGCAUCUGUAUAUUCUAUUUACUCAACAUAAGUUCAUGCGAGGAGCACAUUUGCCAUGGACAAUUUGGCGUGAAAAACGUGCGGAAAAACGAGUGAUGGACGUGGAUGUGGUGCAAACCUAUAUUAGGGAUUUGCUACGAGACAGAGAAUUAAGAAAUUCCGAGCCGCUGUUAUCGUUUUUAGAGGUGAGUCCAUCAAGAGCAAUGUUACGACUUGGACCGUCACUUAAGGAAGGAUAUGUGCACAUGCGUAUUAACGGACCAUUUCAGCUGCCUCUGUACACGUGUUUCAAUCGCACUAUUGAGGCGUUAUACCGGCAUUUGUACCGUGCUUGGAUGCGCAUUGCAUUCGUAUCAGCUAUUGUAGGCUUUAUUUUUCCAGUGUGUCUUGUGAUUGUAACGAGUCUUCCGACUUUCUUUUCUCCUCAAAAGGAGCUGGUGAACUCUGAAUCGGGUACUAAGGAGGUGUCGACAAAGUUGAAUACAGCUGGUGUAUUCAUGGGUCUAGCUGUUUUAGCGGGCAUUAUUUUCUUUGCUGGGUUCGUAUACAAGUUUUUCCAGCAUCGACUUGGUGUCAUUCGGCGCUGGGUUGUACUGAAACCUUCGUGCUUUGCUGCGUACCGAAAUCGCAAUGACCGCGAGCCAAGUGAGGUGUUUUUGUUUGAUAAAACAUUUACAGCUAGGAAAGGUAGCUACAAGCAAGGAGUGAGCUGGAUGCCGAGUGGUUUGGUUGUUGGCAGUAAAGCUGGUGAUAUUGAAAUUGACACUGGUCACUAUUACACUCGAUUAACAGCUUUUAUAGCGCUUAUGGGAGUUUGCUAUGGGAUCAUGCGUUUGUCUAAUAGCAUUUACAACUUCGAGAACGUUACUUUGGACAAGAGCUUGGGCGUGCCAAUUACGAACGCUUUAGGAUACGAGAAUUGGACUGAGAAUGCCGAUGUUAAGUAUUGUGGCUUCUAUUUUACGGUACCCGAAGGCGUAACGGUGUACGUCGAGAGUGACGAUGAAAAAGCUGUUAUCUCGCAACUCCAGAUGCCGUCCUCAAAUUCGAUGACAGCGAAUCUCGGAUACUUUUGGCAAAGUGAUAGCAUGGGCAACAGUCUGAGCGUGAUCACGAACGCAGUCGGAGCAGGCACGAUGGUGAGUGUGGUGAAGCCAAUUGAUGCUGAAAAUGACCGGUUUCUUGAAUCAGGCACAAACUUCUCGCUGCCAACUGUUGGCAACCUGACCCUGGAAGGUGUCACCACUGACAUUGAUGUGCAGAGCUUCGGUGAUGUUGAUAGUUUUUGUGUGAUUUCCACGCACAUCGCGCCUCUCACGUGGCGGUCCUACGUGUACUACGCGCUGUUCUUAUUUGCAGGUGGCGUAAUAGCGCCGGUAGUUGGUUUCCUGGCUAAUUAUUUUGUAACGUUUCUUGGAAUAUGGCAUCCACAUGUGCGAAGGGACCAUUGGUAUCGAUGCGUGCGGCGCCUGCAGAAGCUUAAGCGUCAGGAGACGUCUACGCGAUUUAACUCCUUUGCCCCACAGCACAUCAGCACAGUAGUUGACGACGAUUCCGCCGCAAUUAAUGCUAAAGCAAAGGCUGCUAGUUUACCGCUAGGAAGUACUCCUACGAGUGCGAUCAACCAGGUGGUGGAGUCGAUAGUGAAAUGUGAAGCGGGUGCCGUACAUAUAGGCGCUGAAAAUUUGGCGCCUACGUCUACGCGUGCUAACAGCAGCACACAAUCGGAGGAAUCGUUCGAGGUCCCAUUACCGAAUCCUAGCGCUGUUUGCUGGCAUGUGGAUGGUGAAGACACGUAUGCAGCCAUGUUUCAAGCAAUUUCCAGCGCAAAGUAUGAGAUUCUGAUUGCUGGAUGGUGGGUGUGUCCGGACCUGUUUUUGCUCCGUCCAGGCCGAAAGUUGCACCCUCGUGAUCCUGACGAAGAUUCCAACGGACAGCAAGUGAACAAGACGAUGCUGCGUCAGUUGCUGAUGAAGCGAGCUGAGGCUGGUGUGAAAAUUUACGUGCUCAUUUAUCGUGAAGUGAAGCUGGCACUUACGCUGAACAGCGCCUAUACAAAGCGCAGUCUGAUGGUGCACCCUAACAUUCGGGUUCUGCGUGAUCCGAUAUUUCAGAUUCAAAGUCUAGGAUUCUGGUCGCAUCAUGAGAAGAUUGUUUGUAUUGACCAGUCUCUGGCGUUUGUGGGCGGCUUGGAUUUGUGCUUUGGUCGAUACGAUCACAAAGGGCAUCCGAUCAGUGACCCAAGUGACGAUCCUGUCUGGCGAGGCAAGGACUACUCGAAUCCGAUCAUUAAGGAUUUUGUUCGAGUGAACAAGCCGUUUGAAGAUCUAAUUGAUCGGUCUUCACAGCCGAGAAUGCCCUGGCAUGACGUACAUUGCAGUAUUUCUGGUCCACCAGUCCAGGAUGUAGCAUAUCACUUUAUCCAGCGCUGGAACUUUGUGUGCUCUAAGAAUGAUUAUCAGCUUCGAACGGGCUGGUGUAUAUGCUUUCGUUCGCGGCGAUUUAAGUUCUUGCCGAAGUGUCUUGUUCCUAUGGACUUUAACGGAUGGAUGCUACAAUAUCCAUCGUCAGAUCCGGAAGCGCUGCGGGAUGGAUCUACGCGGACAACUAUUCCCCUCGUUCGUGAGGACUCGUUGAGUAUGGAACCGUUUCAAGUGGUGCAGUCUGUAAAUCCUAUGUAUCCGUGUGCUGCCACAGGCCCCCAGUGGCCGCCAGCCGCUUCAUUGCACCCGUUAAAUCCAAUUCGACCACCCGUUACGAGUGCGUCGAUAACGACGGGUCGAUUAGAUGAUGGUGAAGUGCUUUGUGCUCAGCGCGGGGAGUCCAUUUUUCAUGUGUUUCAUCCAAACGCUAAUUUUUGCAAUGUCCAGGUGUGUCGCUCCGUGUCCAUGUGGUCAGCGGGUGUGCCUACGGAAGCUAGUAUUCAGGCUGCUUACAUGGAUGUGAUUGCGAAAUCAAAGCAUUAUUUGUACAUUGAAAACCAGUUCUUUGUCUCAGGCAUGGAUGGCAACGGCAUAGUACGCAAUCGUAUUUUGCAAGCGUUGGUGGACCGCAUCGAGCGUGCAGUGCAGCGUGACGAGAAAUUUCGAGUGUAUGUUGUCAUGCCACUUCUUCCCGCAUUCGAAGGCAACGUACGCAGUCAUGAGCUCACGAAUCUCCACGCAGUAAUGCACUGGCAGUUUGCGACGAUUUGCCGUGGUCGCUAUAGUCUAUUCGAAGCGUUAAAGGGAGUGACAAAUCACCCGGAGAACUACGUGGCAUUCUUUGGGUUGCGCAAGUAUGGCAUCAUGCCUAACGGAUGCGUGGCCACUGAGCAAAUUUACAUUCACAGCAAGCUCAUGAUCGCAGAUGACCGCUGUGUUAUCAUUGGCAGCGCAAACAUCAAUGACCGCAGUAUGAACGGAGACCGCGACUCAGAAAUUGCUCUCGUGGUUGAAGAUAUGCAGUAUGAGGACGGCAUGAUGAAUGAGAUGCCAUAUCGGCGAGGUGUUACGGCCAGCAAGCUUCGCUUACAGCUUUUCCGCGAGCAUCUAGGUCUAUCUGAUGAUGAUGUCUCAAUUGCGGAUCCAACGUCAGAUCGGACAUGGCAGUCGAUCAAGUUUACUGCCUCAAGCAAUACCAAGAUUUUUGAGGCUGUGUUUGAUUGUGCACCAUCCAAUCGCAUGCGUGGGUUUGUGAAUUUUCAGAGCAUUGAAGUGACGCAGAUCUUCGAAAAUCAGCGUUUAAAUGUGCUCAAGGUACCGGGGCGAUCGCAUUUGUGGGACGCUAACAAUCUAAAGGAGGGAGACUACGCACCGUGGACUGAUGUCAACGGUGUACCUAUUGCAGCGGAUCGUGUUGAUCUGAGAGACUUUGAGGUGGAUAUUUACAGAGAUCGAAAGAAGAAGUUGUUUUCCAUGGACCACGAUGGCUGGUGCUAUGCGCGUAACUUUUCCGUGUUCCAAGAGGUUCGCACUAUGAAGACUGACUACAAGAAACGUGAAAAACUCCAGCAUCUCGUAGCUGAUAGAUUGAUGGCCCAAGUGCGACGACGUCGGUGGGACAAGAAGGGUUCGCUCCCGCCACGUCCUGAUCCUCGCGAUAGCUCCUUCAGCAUAGCUAGCGAUGACGAGGAACAUGGGCGGUUUCACUCCAUCUGGCGAAGACUUCAGCAAGGUGAUUUUAGUCGCUCGAACUCCAUUAGCAUGACUCCAUCAAACUUCAGUCAACUGGACUCGGGAGGUGGAAUAGCUGGUAGUUCGAGUGGCGGAGGCACGGGUCGCGGUCAUCGGCUAUAUAAUUCGACGUCGAUGCCAGAUAACAAUGCGUCAUUGCGGCCUGCGGUACUUGGUGAUGCACUGUCAUACCCGAACUCCCCGAUGUCUCAGCCGACGUCUCAUAGUCCUUCUGUGAAUGCGAUUAUAAAUGUACCUCGCAGUGCGGGACCGCGCGCACGCGCAUCUUCGGUCCAAGGUACUGUUCGUAAGGUUCGAGCUCGCCGUAAUACUCGAAGCGGACGAGAUAGCCCCUACGGCUUGUUCAGUGUGGGCGGUAUUCGACACGCCGAUACCGAUGAUGAAGCUAGUGAUGCGGGCAGUGAGAAUGGAGGAGGUUUCGGCAUCGGCGCGUCUCUCAAGCGAUGGUAUUCUACGGUGGACGUGCUGGACUUUGGUCGUCGCUCAAAGUUUAACGCUGAGUACUUUGAUACGGACGAGGACAAUUUGCAUAAUGAUGAUCCGCUGUUGGAGGAUGGAAGGGGCAGCUACCAUGCUGCGACUCGCGAAGGUCGUCUUUCCGAAAAUGGAGAAGAAGAGGAAAAUGAAGAAGCCGAUUGCCAGAUCGGUCACGUUCAGACAGCAGCCACGGUUCGGAAGGAGGAUGAAACGCGAGCACGUGACCAGCUCUCGGAGAUCCGUGGUCAUCUUGUGGAAUUUCCAUUGGACUUUUUGGUUGAAGAGAUUCUCAAGCCGUCGGUUCUACCUGCCGACAUUCAUAUUUAA